CCCCACCCAUCCUUAAUAGGGACUUGAGGACAUGUGACCACAUUAAAAACAGGGUGUGUCUCAGUUGUGCAUCAAAGAUAAACAAAAUUAUCUGCUAGCUGAAUCACUUACCAAUGGCAGAUCAAGGCGACAUCCCUCUUGGGGAGACUUCUCCUGCACAAACUCAGGUUGGACCUACCCAACCCUCUCCUAGCAACCCUGAGCAACCUCCCCCUGCACAACCACCUGCAGGACAGCCAGCUAGCCAACCUCCACCACAAUUACCAUACCCUGCCGGGCAACCCGGACAGCCUGCUAGCCAACCUCCACAGCAAAUACCAUACCCUGCUGGGCAACCCGGACAGCCUGCUGCUGCUCCCUACCCUGGUCAACCGGCCCACCUGGCUGGGCCUCCUCCCUACUAUGCUGGUCAGCCCCCACAACAACCAGGCGCUUACCCCCCGGGGGCCCCACAACAAGCAGGUGUUUACCCACCACCACCACCAGGUCCUCAGCCACCCCCUGGAGCAGGGUAUGGAGCUGGGUUUGCUGGAGCGUUUGCAGGAGCACUGGGCGCUGCUGUGCAGCCACAGCAGGUGCAAUGGAUGGCUGCCCCCACUGAUGCCCCCAGUGACUGCCCCCCAGGACUAGAGUAUCUCAUUCACAUCGACCAAGUCCUCGUCAACCAGCAGAUUGAAGUAUUUGAGUUGAUCACCAACUUUGAGACUCAGAACAAAUAUCGUAUCCGUAACACUCUAGGACAGCAGGUCUACUUUGCUGCAGAAGAGUCAAGUGUGCUCCAGCGGCAGUGCUGUGGACCUGGUCGUGCAUUUCAAAUGAGCAUCACUGACAACAACAACAAGGAAGUGAUUCGCUUGGACCGUCCUCUUCGUUGCUACUACAACUGCAGUGGCCUGACAUGCUACUGUUGCUGCAGCUGUUGUGCCCCUCAUGUGAUUGAGGUGCAGGCCCCUCCAGGCAAUGUUGUUGGCUACGUCAAGCAGGACGCCCUGGGAAUACUCCGACCCUGGUUCUCUAUUCAGAAUGCUGAUGGGGAGACUAUGCUCAAGAUCAAGGGACCUGUGCUCGGUUGUGCUUGCUAUGCUGAUGCCAACUUUGAGGUGCUGUCAGCUGAUGGCCAGACCAACGUGGGGCGGAUCUGUAAGCAGUGGGGAGGACUGGCCAGGGAGUACUUCACUGAUGCCGACAACUUUGGGAUACAGUUUCCCAUGGACCUUGAUGUCAAGAUGAAGGCUGUGAUGUUGGGAGCAGUGUUUCUCAUUGACUUCAUGUUCUUCGAGACUGCUGGCGGAGGGAACCAUAAUCGUGGACGUCACGCCCACUACUGAUGAGAUAACGAUAGUAUAAUACAUACUGAACUCAAACAUUUUGUAGGUUUUAUCCCAUUUUAUUUGUUUAUACUAUAAUACUGUUGUAUAAUAUUAUAUUGUGAGUACUUGG
Molecule: messenger RNA, 1440 nt
Organism: Halichondria panicea
Lineage: Eukaryota; Metazoa; Porifera; Demospongiae; Suberitida; Halichondriidae
Product: phospholipid scramblase 2-like
Exons: 10
Coding region: 114-1328 (404 amino acids)
Biological process (GO): plasma membrane phospholipid scrambling
Cellular component (GO): plasma membrane
Molecular function (GO): phospholipid scramblase activity
Source: RefSeq, a predicted model, not a curated record